CGGGUUUAUAAAGGCAAGGCAGGAGGCAAGUGUCAUGUGGGCUUCUUCAGCUCGCUUCGCCGAGGAGUGGUGAGGCAGCAGGGCUGAGUGAGGACGGGGUUUGGUCGGGGUUUCUGCCUCAUCUGUCCGUCGGUCAGUCCGUCUGUCUUUUGGUCAUCUGGAAUGGUGCAAGCGAGACGGCGGCGAAGCUGAUCGCGAAGGCAGGAAGGUUCGCUUGUGAAGGCAUUGCAGGGCAAUGAAGCGGCAAAAGCUGGCCGUGGCAGCUGGCUUCUGCUUGUCCUUCUUGCUGGGCACUUUGCUCAAUCUCUUAUUCAUCCCGGCCUUUGAUCCCCUUCAGCAACAGCAGCAGCAAAAUGCGGGCAUCGCGCACUCGCUGGCGGGCUCGCCUCGGGACAGGUCAUGGGAGGCGGCGAGGAGAAGCGGCGGCCGUCACCGGCGCUGGGAUUUAGCCCGGCAGAUCCGAGAGCGCUACGAAGAGGUGCUGCGGUACCAACAGAGGCAGCAGCCCGGAGAAGCGGGAGCGGCGGCAGGAGCCGCUGCUAAGUCUCGGCCGGCGGUGCGACCUCUGGAGAGGCGGCUCAUGGAUCUCGCGCCACCAAGGCUCCCCUCCUCGCCCACCGACCGCAGCCCACGGGGGCUCCAGCUCAGCUCGGCCGGUCUCGUCGCCUCCGGAGCGCCCUGGGUCCCCGAAUCCAAGCUAGAACUCUCCCUCGGGCCGCUUCGGUUGGGAUGCCGGGACAUUAGCAACGUGACCGAGGUCCAUUACCUGGGCUCCGGCUACACCAAAGCGGUCUACAAAGCGGUGCUCAACAAGAGCCUGGCGGUGGCCUUGAAGUCCGUCGAUUUUGGGGGGCACGACAUCGACAAUUGCGUCAAGCUCUAUGGGUCUCUGGAAGACUGUUACAGGCUGGCCUCCUAUAAGAUUAUCAAGGAAAUGGUCCUUUUGCAACGGUUGCGGCACCCCAACAUCCUCCAGCUUCACGGAUAUUGUUACCAAGACAGCAAUGACAUCUCAGACACCUUGACUGCCAUCACAGAACUAGGUUCACCAUUGGAGAUGAUACAGCUUUUGCAGACUUCUUGGGAGGACAGGUUUCACAUAUGCUUCAGCUUAGUUCAGCUUCUGCAUUACCUGGCCCAUUCUCCUCUUGGCUCUGUAACUCUAUUGGAUUUCCGACCUCGACAAUUUGUGAUUGUGGAUGGAGAGCUCAAAGUGACAGAUCUGGAUGAUGCAAGCAAUGAGGAAACCUUCUGCACUAGCAACAGAGAUUGUUUCAUGGAAUUUCCAGCAAGAAAUUUCACUCUUCCUUGUUCUGUUGACGGCAAAUGCCAAAGCAUGAAUGAGAAGAGGAAUCUUUACAAUGCAUACAGGUUUUUCUUUACAUAUCUCCUGCCUCACAGUGCCCCUUCAUCCUUGAAGCCAUUGCUCGAUGCGAUAGUCAAUGCUACCGGAGAACUUCGAUGGGGAAUUGAUGAAACAGCCAUUCAUCUCGAAAGAGUUUUGUAUAUGUACAAGAGCGGCAUGUAUCUUAAGAACUCAACAUGGCCACACAAAUCAGACCUGAGCAAUGUGGUAUAUGCAGUACAAUGCUAUGAGCCAUGUGCAGAUCUGUACAUUGGGGAAACAAAACAACCACUUCAUAAGCACGUGGCACAACAGAGGAGAACAAACACAUCUGGACUAGAUUCAGCAGUCCAUCUGCAUUUAAAAGACACAGGCCACUCUUUUGAAGACAGCAAAGCCCACAUUUUGGACAGAGAGGACCACUGGAUUAAAAGAGGGGUCAAAGAAUCCAUCUAUGUCAAAAUUGAAGAGCCCUCUGUCAAGAGAGGGGGAGGGAUAUGACAUCACCUAUUUCCACUCUAAAACGCAGUCCUUUCAAUAGUUCCAAGAAGGCUCCACACAGAUUUGCACUACUCAGGUGAUGCUGACACAGAUAAACCUCCAGGUGACCUUAAUGACUCGCUAAAAAAAUGCAAACGACCAGCUGUCUGCAAGGAGUAUAAAUCCUUCCAUUCCCCACCAUCCAGUUAGAACUGAAGAAGCUUCUUGGAUGAGAAGUGAAAUGUCUUCAAAGAAAAAAACAGAAAGUCCAGUUGCCUCUUGAAAAAACACCUUUGGGACAACCAUGACCUGGAUGAUUGAGAAUCUCCAUAGACAUUCUUUCUUUGGGUUUUCUACUAAAUUGUACCUUUAGAAUAUACAUAUUGAAGAAAGUAAACGUGGCCUUGGGAAUGGAGCAAUGAACUAUUAUAGGUAGUCCUUGAUCUAUGACCACAAUUGGGCCUGGAAUUCUUGUCACUGUGGUUGUACCUUGAGUCACCACAAGACCAGACUCAGUUUUAUAAUCAUUUCUAUGAUCACUGUUAAGUGAGUUACCAAAAGGAGUUAAGUGAGUUGCAAAAAUGUUGCCAAAUGUGCUUUGUGAUUGCAGGAUACUGCAACUGGUUGUAAAUGUAAGUCAGCUGCCAAGCACCCAAAAUGGAAUUAUGUGAAACAAGAGUGAUGCAGUAGUAUUCAUAACUUCGAAGAGUAACUUUUUUCAAGUCUGUUGUAACUUUGAACAGUCAUUAAGUGAUUGGUUGUAAGUGAAGAACUAUCUGUAAGGGAGGAGAAACGAUUACUGUGCCUUGAGAAAGAACAAAGUAUGAGAAAAAUGCUUGGUAUAAGAUAUACCAGGAACCACUUGUUCCUGCAACUGGCAGGAACAAGUGGUUCAGUAAAUUUCUAUUUUUUGUCAAACAAUAAUGCUCCUUGCAUGAUUUAAUUACAGUAUAGGUCUGAAAAUUUUUAUUAAAUUUGAACAUUUUGCUUGGAUUUGAAGAACAUAUUAAAUCACAGAUUGAUCCAACAUAUUUUAAUUUAUCAUGUUAUCCAAAUGCAAAUAGUAAAUGAAGAUUCAUUAUAAACUAUGGUCAUGGUUGAUGAUUAAGUCAGAAGGCAUUUCAAACUUCCUAAAUUAAAGGGGGGAAAAUAAUCCAUUGUUCCUUCAGAGUAAAUAUAGAGAGCCCUGAUUCCACAACUCUCUGGCUGAGAGGCAAAAACUUUCACACAAAACAUUUCUUUGUAUAAAUCCUUAGUUUUAUAGCAGUCUCACUUACAGACAAAACCUCAGUUAAGAUCUUUCCAAAGUACAAUUGUGGAAUGCAGGGUGUUUUUUUAAAAAAAGUACUUAUCAAUCAAUUGCUGACAUAAGCUCGACUGAUAGCCACUUCGAGGAGUUAAGUAAAUUAUUUUUUUAAAGAAUGGAUGGUUUAGAAGGGGUAAAAAAUAGAUGAGCACUGCGAGUUGAAUAAUAUUCUCUACAAGAGCUAACACUAUAAAUUGUGUUAAGUAUUUCCUGCAGCAUUGAAUUAUGGGAUAAUGGAAAAAGGUAAAGACAGUUUUGCUAAGUUCUCUAAUGGUUCUUUUUAAUAUAUGUGUUGCAUGACUGGUGACUGAUAACUAGAAUUUAAAGUGUAACACUGCUCUCGAGCUAUAUUUCAGUUGGCUCCAUGUACAUCUUUGGCUGAAAAGGCUGCUUUUGAAAACUUGGACUAAUAAUAUUUCUCUUUGGACAUGCCCAGCUGUGGCUGUUUGGGGCAUUGGGUUGUACUCAUCCAUCAGAUCUGAAUUCUGCAAACCAUGAGAAGUUAUCAUGCAUUUAGAUGCAUUGGUUAUGGCUGGAAUCCAAAGAGCUACUUUAAGUUGUUUUAAAAAAUGAAGGUUUGUAUUCAUCAAUGUUUCUUUUUUUAAAUGUUCUUAUACCCUAUAUUUUUUAAAAAAUGUUUUUCUGAUCCCAAGUUUUUAUUAUUUACCUUAUUUUAAUUUUUAUGUCUUACCUUUCUUCUAGAAAGGAUCCUAGAAUGGCUACCAUAUGAAGAAAAUCCACCGAAUUAUUACUAUUAUUUGUUACAUCAAUGCCUUAUUGUUCUUGAAAGAAAUUAAGAUAUAUGAAUACAAUUUCCUCCCCUCCCCAAAAACCCCCCACUGUAUCUUCACUAGAACCAUAGGUGGGAUAAGCCUAAGAGCAUUCAGUAGAGUACAUUGAGUAGAGGCUGAAUCCAAUUCUUCCAAUCCUUAAGAUAUAAAAAGUUGGCAUACUUUUCUAUUCCCUGAAUUCUCACCAAUACCAAUGCAAUAGAGAAUUCUUGGAGUUGCAAUCUAGACAUCUGGCAGAUGCCAAGACUGGAUUGGCAAACAAACAGGUUCUAAAUCUCAGUGGAUAUCCAGUAGAGGAGGCGAACAUUACUUGUUAUUUAAGAAACAUUAUUAUCCACGUUCAGUGGCAAUGAAUGGAUAUCUGCAAAAAUAAAAAUCAGGGAUAUGUGGCCUUUGAACAGCACACUACAGGCUGCCUAUCCCUGCCAUAGGCAAUGGGAUUACUGGUGCUAAACAUUCUGGUACUCACUCUGGUACAAAAUUAUUCCAAUUGUCUACCAGCAAUAUCAUGCAACGUCAUGCAAUCAGCAUAGGGCUGUGGUGGUGCAGUGGUUAGAAUGCAGUACUGAAGACUAAUUCUGCUGACUGCAGGUUGCUGCAAUUUGGCAGUUCAACUCUCACCAGGCUCAAGGUUGACUCAGCCUUCCAUCCUUCCAAGGUGGGUAAAAUGAGGACCCAGAUUGUUGGGGGGAAAAUGCUGACUCUGUAAAUCCCUUAGAGAGGGCUGUAAAGCACUGUGAUGCGGUAUACAAGUCUAAGCGUCCUUUGCACUUAGUGCCCUUUGCAUCAAAAGGGCACCUUUGCCCUCUGGCAUCAAAAUCUGAUGAAACUGUAGUUUUCAGAUGCUUAACAUUUCUCUCACCUAAGGAAGAGAAAGAGAUAGAGAAGUGUGUUAGUUGCUGGAUCUUUACCAAAAGGAACAGAGCUGAUAAUAAGGGAUUCUUACGUUUGCUAUUAGCAAAGGAUUUCCUAUAACAUGCUGUGCUUCCUCACAGGCCAUAGAUAGGAUGUUUCUUUAGUCAUUCUGAUGCAAAGCUCUUUUUGCAACAUCAAGAAUAAUAACAAGCAAUAAGUCCAGACAUCCCAGUUUUUCCACUAUAUUUCAGGGCAACGAAUAGAGAUGUCUGCAAAAAUAUAAUUGGGGAUGGGGUAAUUGUGACCUCUGAAUUAUAGGUUUACAAAGAGACUAGCAGUGUUUUAUGAGACCCAAUGCUUUCUGCAGAUAGGGUCACAGUUUCUAUUUGCAAGGGGUCUGCUUCUCUGGUGAGGCUGUUAGAGGAAAGCUAAACUCUCCAAAGUAAUCUUAGAGAUUUGGAGAAUGUCAGAAUCAUACAGUCAAUCUUCUCUGAAAUCAGAAAGCUCUUAUUUAACCCCCUCCCAAAUGUUGUAGUGAGGCUUGGAAAAAAAAUUAAGCUGGGCCAGGAUCUUUAUUUUGGAAACAAAAGUAUGUCAAGGGAUGUAGAAAAUCCAUGCAAAAGCCAUAAACCGAAGCCAGAAGUAGAAAAAGACACUUUAAAAUAUUCUCUGAGAAAAGCAAACACACAAAAAAUGAAAGUAGUGGGAGCAGUUCUAGCUUCUGAAUACCUUUCAAGUGUAGCUCCAUGCAGAGAGCGUUGCAAUAGUCCAAAUUUGCAAUUAUCCAAGAUACAUGUGAUCUGUUAAACAUGUUCCCUCCUUUGUUCAUUUUAGGGAUGCCAAACCAGGACAACCCAUCUUUUUGCAGCUGGGGAUAUUUUUCUAAAUAGGAAACACCAUUUUCCUAGCCUUUUCUCUUAUUUUUAAGGGGCAAUGGGAUGUGGAGAAGGAGGAAACUGUUCCUGAUUACAAAAGUUCAUUACUCCUUAUUUUUUCAAUUUCCCACUGGCCCCAUGUUCUGGGACUAUAACUCUUUCUCCAGUUCCUUGUUAGCUUUUUUGACUUUGAACAUAAUUUCUUCCAAACUUUGUUGGUAGGGGAAAAAAAAAGUUGAAGUUCUGAGGGAUUCUGCUUUUUUGGCUUUUAUUUCUGCAGAGGCAGCUUUUGCUGUUUUUGGAGAAAGGGGAUGUCUUCUGUUUUCUAGCAGUGUUUAUAGCACUUCAUUAUGAAAUAAUAGGAUUGUCGGGAGAAGUUUCAUGGAGUUAAGCUGUUUUCUAUUCUGCUACCAAAUCUGUACUUUCUUUGGCAGGCAUUUCAUAUUGUCCCAGUCAAAUCAAAAGGACCUGUAAUGUCAUCAGGUUUGAGGUUGCCAGAGGACCAGUGAGAUCUUAAAAUAUUAUUAUUGCUAUUAAUAACUAUUUUCUCAUAGUGAUUUUUAAAUUUUAAAAUAAUGACUUUUUAAAAUACGUUUACCAUUUUAUGAUUUUGUUGUGUGCUACCCAGAUGUUUUGUAAGAUGGUAGGCCAUAUAAAUUUUAUAUAUA
Ahaetulla prasina is the source of this 6320-nucleotide messenger RNA. RefSeq names its product protein kinase domain containing, cytoplasmic (gene PKDCC). NCBI's taxonomy places the organism in Eukaryota, Metazoa, Chordata, Lepidosauria, Squamata, Colubridae. The record is from RefSeq and is a predicted model, not a curated record. Gene Ontology annotation, biological process: protein phosphorylation. The transcript has 6 exons. Bases 236 to 1846 code for a protein of 536 amino acids. Gene Ontology annotation, molecular function: non-membrane spanning protein tyrosine kinase activity; ATP binding.